AAAUUCCUUAUCUGGUAUUAGUAUGCACUGCUGAAGAACAGAGGAAAAAUGGAUUCACUUGCACUGAAAUUUACUCACUUCACGCUUACCAGCAGAAAUCGCUCAUGGGCUUCAGCCAAUGGGAGCAAAGCUACUUCAUCUUGUACAUUUUCUCGCGUUUUUCCAUUUUCUUGUGCGCAGAGGUUGAGGUUUCGAGGCAACUCAACAAUAAUGGCAGCAGCUAAAAAGGAAAACAAAAACAUCAAUAAAAGGAAAAAUGAGCACAGCUUCUAUCCCAGGCCCGACGAAUCCACGGGCACUUUUCCUGAAGCUGUGCUCCUAAAAGAGAAAAAGGUCGAGGAAAAUGGUAGGCUUAUGCCAGAGUUCGCCGAUGAGGAAGAACGUGAGCUUUAUGAGGCCUUGACACUGACGCUCGAAAGUGAUCUGAAAUUGGACGAAAUGCGGCACUAUGAAGUGGUGUAUUUGAUCCAUGAGGAUCACGAGGAAGAGGUUGAGAAUGUCAAUAACAAAGUUCAAGAAUUCUUGAAGGAGAAGAAUGGCAAGCUAUGGAGGUUCAGCGACUGGGGCAUGCGCAGCCUUGCGUACCCCAUAAAAAAAGCCGAUAACGCCCAUUACAUCCUCAUGAACUUUGAGCUCGAGGCUAAAUCGAUAAACGAGUUCAAGAGCAUGUUGGACAAGGACGAAAGGGUCAUUCGCCACCUCGUGAUGAAGCAAGAUAAGGCCGAGACUGAGGAAUGUCUUCCCCCUCCCGAGUAUCAUACUUUGUAUGGUGACGAGGAUGCUGAAGAUGAAGAUGAAGAUGAUGAAGAAGAUGACGAUGAUGAUGAUGAAGAUGAUGAUGACGAGGAUUAUGAUGAUGAAGAUGAAGAUGAUGAGGAUGAUGAAGAUGAAGAUUAUGAUGAUGAGGAGGAUUAUGAUGAUGAUGAGGAUGAUGAUGAGGAUUAUGAUGAUGAGGGCGAAAUGGACGGUGAGGAUGAAGGUAUUAUAUAUGUGGAUGAUGAUGUUGAUGAAGAGGAUGAAAGAGAAAAGGGGAGUAAUAAAUUUGCAAGUAAAAAACGAGAAGUUCAGCCUGAAGAGGAUAAAAGAGAAAAGGAGAGUAAGAAUUUUGCAAAUAAAAAACGAGAAGCUGAGCCUGUGUCGACAGUAAUACCUUGA
This is a messenger RNA of Striga asiatica, 1155 nucleotides long. The record is from the annotation of a GenBank genome assembly. Lineage: Eukaryota; Viridiplantae; Streptophyta; Magnoliopsida; Lamiales; Orobanchaceae.